Molecule: messenger RNA, 1047 nt
Organism: Mixia osmundae IAM 14324
Lineage: Eukaryota; Fungi; Basidiomycota; Mixiomycetes; Mixiales; Mixiaceae
Exons: 2
Coding region: 1-1047 (348 amino acids)
Source: RefSeq, a predicted model, not a curated record
AUGGCCUCGACGUCGAGUGGGACGCCAGCUGUGCGCUCUGCUGCCGGCAGCCAGGAAGGCCAGCCAAGGGCGUCUGCUUGGGGCAAGUCUCGUCCCGCGGGCGGUGCCUUGGCAGGUCCAGCAGCGCAGGCUAGCAAUGUGGACUCAAAGGCCGCUGCCGCCAAGCCGAGCUCUGACGGCACAGCCACAAAGCCAGAGAGUACAUCUGGUAGCACUCGCAAGCCUUCAGUGGCCGCUGUCGUUGCUUCUGGGCCGCCUACAUCGAUUAGCUCCGUCGUGCCACUUGAGAGCAAAGCAGUUGCUGCUGUUGCGGGCUCGUCAGUCUCACAGCAACCCGCUCAGCAGUCUGCUUGGACGAAGAAGCCUGCAUCCAUCACUUCUGCGCCCGCUCAGGCCAGUCGACGUCCAGCAGCCAACAGCUCGAGGCCAGUCAAAGAGCUAGGUGGAAUGCUCGGUGCGACAGUCAGACUGCAUCUCUCGCCCAUCGCAAACUUGCCUAGCCCAGACAGAGAUCUAGCAGAAGGCGUCGUAUGGGGCUUCGAUGCAAGCCUAGGCUUUGUCGCGCUCGAGAUUGCAGUCAAAACGACGACGGCUGCCCAGACGGGGACCGCGAACGACGCAAAGCAAGCAAAGACCUACCAGCUCGUUCGACUCGAUAGGAUACGUUCCUACGAGCUAGUACAGCCGACACCAUCCGACUUUGUACCCAUGAUUGUGCAGCGAUUCCCGCAAAAGGUACUCGUCAAUCGCGAAAAGGCAGCAGUACGCGCAGAGACCGUUGCAGCGGCUCGCGUUGGACCAAAGGGAGUCACACCUCUCGGCCAAGCCAUCUACGACGCUCUCGCAAAGACUCUGCCCGUGAGGUGGCACAAGACGAAUAUCAUCGUCAUGGACGAAAUCCUGAUCAGCCCGCCCUACAACCCGCCAGACUGCCGCACGAGUGCAGACGAUCCAGGCGCGAACGGACGCUUGCUCAGGAUUCAGAAAGUUCUCGAGGGCGAGAGGACGAAAGUACUGAGGCAACAGCCUGGCUUGAGCUCAGCGUAG